CACAAACGCUUCCUCCCACGCGGGAAUUAUAAACUGCAGCGCUGGACGACUGCCAACGGACUCACUGUCAUCCACCUUCCCUAGGACGCAGCGGCUGGGCAUCGGUCAACGUCUUCUCAUAUACGCAUCACGAUGAACUCGACCGCUCCGGCAUAUGAGUCGGCGGACGUCUUGUACGCCAACACCGAUUUCAGCAAGCUCAACUGGCUUGAGACUCAAUGGGCUGCCUGGUAUCUUUGGAUCGGUAACCCUAUUCUUGCCACGGGUCUGAUGAGUUUCCUACUCCAUGAGAUUGUAUACUUUGGCCGCUGCGUCCCGUGGAUCAUCAUAGACGCCAUGCCCUACUUCCGCAAGUGGAAGUUGCAGCCGAACAAAAUUCCAACACCGCAAGAGCAGUGGGAAUGUACGAAGCAGGUCCUGUACUCCCACUUCACGAUUGAGCUGCCAAUGAUCUGGUUCUUCCAUCCUAUGGCCGAAAUGUUCGGCAUGUCGACAUGGCAAGUGCCUUUCCCGUCGUGGAAGUUGAUGGUCCCGCAAGUCCUCUUCUUCUUCGUGUUCGAGGACAUCUUCCACUUUUAUGCGCACCAGGCACUUCAUUGGGGUCCCCUGUACAAGCACAUCCACAAGAUCCACCACAAGUACCCUGCGCCGUUCGGUCUUGCUGCGGAGUAUGCACACCCUGCUGAAGUCAUGAUCCUGGGCAGUGGCACCAUCGCUGGCCCGUUGCUAUACUGCUUCUUCCGCCGUGACCUUCACAUCUUCACGAUGUAUGUGUGGAUUACACUGCGUCUGUUCCAGGCUGUCGACGCCCACAGUGGCUAUGACUUUCCUUGGUCGCUGCAGCACAUUAUCCCAUUCUGGGCCGGUGCCGAACACCAUGACUUCCACCACAUGGCAUUCAUGAACAACUUCGCCACGUCUUUCCGCUGGUGCGAUCGUCUGGCCGGUACCGAUACAAAGUACCAUGAGUACCGUGCACGCGUGGCUGCUCUGAAGAAAGCUAGCGCUAACAAAGAGGAGUUUGCCGCGAUGGAGUUGAAGCUGAACGCCCAGAUGGAGGCUGAGGGCGUUAAGGCCGAAGCGGAGGCGGAGGCAUACCGCUACGGCAGCAAAGCGAAAGCUGCAUGAGCUUCCUGUCGCGGCGCACACAGUUCGCCACUUACGAUAUAUCUGACUGCUCAUAAUGAACUUGUAGAAAACGUCUUAUACCAUGACGCUGUGUUGUUUCGCGGAUCGUCGCGUCAGAGGUCUUGCUCCCUUUUUGUGUUGGCGGAUGU
Molecule: messenger RNA, 1277 nt
Organism: Laetiporus sulphureus 93-53
Lineage: Eukaryota; Fungi; Basidiomycota; Agaricomycetes; Polyporales; Laetiporaceae
Product: C4-methyl sterol oxidase
Exons: 5
Coding region: 133-1128 (331 amino acids)
Biological process (GO): ergosterol biosynthetic process
Molecular function (GO): C-4 methylsterol oxidase activity; iron ion binding
Source: RefSeq, a predicted model, not a curated record